Messenger RNA from Penicillium coprophilum, 1551 nucleotides. RefSeq names its product questin oxidase family protein. Gene Ontology annotation, molecular function: oxidoreductase activity. The coding region runs from base 1 to 1551 and encodes 516 amino acids. The transcript is spliced from 5 exons. Lineage: Eukaryota; Fungi; Ascomycota; Eurotiomycetes; Eurotiales; Aspergillaceae. The record is from RefSeq and is a predicted model, not a curated record.
AUGCUUCUCCGCAUUCUUCAGUCUCACCAACAUCUAUUCCGCAUCAAGCCUACUAUACAGCCCCAGCUUCUCUUGCUGAAUAGUGCUCGCCACUAUCCCAGUCUACAUUUAUCAAUUCAAACAGCCUGCUCUGCUGCUUCGACGACUUUUGCUCUAACCCUUCCGCAACUAGCCGCACAAUACAGCUCAUAUAGUUCCAGCCCCGGGAAACUAUUCCGCAACACUCCAUCCAAAAUGGCCACCGCUACUAAGAUUAAUCUGUCACCGGUGACAGACUUGGGCAUCUACAGCUCAAAUGUGAGGGGAGACACUGCGCGCACCGUGAGCGAGAUCCUGCAGGAAGACAUGACCUCUCACCAUGUCUUCUUCAACGAGCAGAGGUUCCAUAAUCACAUACCUCACCAGCUCCUGAGUAUCUAUGCCCUUGGUGCAGCACCUGAGGAUAUCAAGGCUUGCUAUGAGCGGAACAAGUCAUACCAGAGACCCGCUCUUCCAACAAGCCAAGAUGUCAUCCAAUCCAUGCAUGACGUCGCUCAAUUCCAGGAGUAUUUCGGGAAGGAAGAGCAUUACCCUAACUACCUAGCUUUCUUCCAGCAUGAGAUUGACGCAAAGGGCGUUGCGGAGGUUCUGAACAUAUAUGUCUUCGCCGGAGAUGAGCGAGCGGAGAGUAUGAUGUGUCGGUUAUUUGGCGGCCUCGUUCACCCGCUCAUCCACCUCGGUUUCGGUAUAGAAUUCAACCAGCCUGCCAUUGUAGCUCAAGGUCUUGCACAGGCAGCUGUGCACGAUGACUGGCUUGGUCGUGCAUUCUUCCUACCCGCCGAGAAACUGGCCGGUGGUAUCGGAAAGCCUGGACAGAAGUCGUUGCUCCAGCUUUUAAAUGAGAUGCGGGCGGAUAAGGCUCUGAUUGAGAGUGUUAAGUGGUCUGACUCUAACAAGAUCAAGGACGGUGUGCUCCACAGAGCACCAGAGCAGAUGUUGAAGUAUGCUUCGCAAUACACUGUCUCUGAAGACCAGGUCGAGGAGCGGUUGGCAGAUAUGAUCAAUACAGUCGCCUACUACACCAGCGCUGCGCAGCGUCCAACCAGAGAGAUGAGGCUUGAUUUCUUCUUCAUCCAUUGUGUCAAUUCCUCUAUCUUCUUUUCCAAGAUUCUAAUCCUCCCAUUCUUGGAUCAAAAAUCCAAACUGCGCAUGCUGGAAUGGAAGGGACGCAUUGAUCUUUUGAUGUAUAUUUCUCGAGGAACGCCUGACCUUCUGUUGGAUGAGGUGGCCAAUUAUCCCAUGAACGAAGACUGGUCUCAGAUUUUCGCACGAAGCAUCGCUCAUCCCGGUGAUGAUGGACAUCUAGCUAAGCUUGCACGGGCUUUGGCGCAUGGUCAGCAUGUCUGUCAGGCAUACGAGAGCAAACAUCCUGAGGUGCCGAUCAAGGGGGAUAUGUGGCUAAGGAUUGGGAACAUAGCUGUGGACUCUACUGUAGAGGAGGGGGAUAGGCCAAUGUGGGUCCGUUCUACUGGAUUUGAUGAAGCAUGGGAGCCUCAACAGGCGCAUUUGUGA